AAAGGAUGAGAAAAGUUGAUAAAGAAAUUAAAUGAUAAGAGAAUUUCGUCCGAGAGCCCAGUGGAUGAAAUUUGGUACACUUCUACUGUCGUUGAGUUUAUAUGAAGUUCCUUUUUUCUCCGUGUACCGGUGCAUUUCACCCAAGAGGCCCGAUGCCAGGCUACAUGGUAACCGAGCGAAAAGGACUGUUGGCGUGCUUUAAUAUUUGUGCUUUUUUUCUUUUCAUCAUUUCUCAAGUGGGGCAUGACGCGCGUGGCUAUAGGCUGCUCGCGUGAAACGGACCCUAAUGAGAGUUUGGAGAUUUCGUGCCGUGAUUAUGUUACACGAGUGUCUAUAACAGGUGGAUUUAUACGGAACGAUUUUGUGGCUUAAGAAAGUUCUUAAGUGAUAACGAACUUUUGAGAUAGCUUAAAACUUAUCACACUUGUUAAACUGUCACUGGUGUGUUUUACUGGACUAACGUGAACUACGACACCUUCAGGAUGAUGUACUCACCAGACAAGAUGAUGGGUAGCAAGGGACUCCACGGUGCACCCAUUUCGGCACCGGGAUGCUUUCCAUCAGGAAGAUAUUCGCCGCCGGCUUAUCGUGCUGCACCAGACCCAAUGCCGCCACCGCCAAGAAGAUGCAUGCCGAACCCAACGAGUCGAAUCCUUGAGGACGCUUCAAUAAUGUGCAACUCCUGGUCGCCGAGGCACAACGGCGACCUGUUUGGAGGAUUGAACGGUGGUCUUCAGGAUGGACUAUUGUCAAGGGCGGAGGCCCUUGCUGCAGAUUUGGGAAAGCACAAUGCGGGGACUCCAAUGCCCUUAAAACAUGAUCCGGUAUCGGUUUAUCAUCAUGGGGCACACAUGCCAGCGCCACAUCCCAAUAAUCGGCCACAUCAUCAGGUACAAUCACACCUAUUUAUGAGCCAUCCUGGUAUGGAGAGCCUGGACAUGCUGGACCCGGCGAACUCGAUGACAACACUAACGCCCAUGUCAGACAGUGGCGGUGGUGGUCCAGGUCAUCACGGUGGGAUUCACGGGCCUUCGGUGUACGGCGGAAUGAAUGGAAUGAUGGGCCAUCAUCAUCACACGAACAUUGGAAGCAGCGUGCCGCAUCCUCAUCAUCAUCCAGCAAUGGCAGCAGCGGCGGCAGCAGCUGCGGCGGCUGGUCUUCACCCAGAUGCCGACACGGACCCCAGAGAGCUGGAAGCAUUCGCCGAGAGGUUCAAACAGAGACGUAUAAAGCUGGGCGUGACGCAGGCGGACGUCGGUAAAGCUCUGGCGAAUCUGAAGCUGCCAGGCGUCGGGGCGCUCUCGCAGUCUACGAUAUGUCGCUUCGAGUCGCUCACGCUGUCCCACAAUAACAUGAUAGCUCUGAAGCCGAUUCUCCAAGCGUGGCUCGAGGAGGCCGAGGCUCAGGCGAAGAACAAGAGACGCGACCCGGACGCCCCGUCGGUCCUACCUGCCGGCGAGAAGAAGAGGAAGCGCACCAGCAUCGCGGCCCCGGAGAAACGUUCCCUCGAGGCUUACUUUGCUGUACAACCCAGACCCUCCGGCGAGAAGAUAGCCGCCAUCGCCGAGAAACUCGACCUUAAGAAGAACGUCGUCAGGGUGUGGUUCUGUAAUCAGCGACAGAAGCAGAAGAGGAUGAAAUUCGCCGCUCAGCAUUGACCCGAGGGCGGCUUGUGACAGCAAAACUGACUGUACCCGCCGCCCAGUCUUGAACCUAAACCUGAACCCUUGAACGAAUAUCAGGGCUGGCCCUGAAGUGGACCGUUGAUAUUUUUAUUUAUUUAUUCUCAUUCUUUUAGGUUGCACCCUUCAUUUUCAACCUCAUUCUCAAGGGUUCGCUUACAAAGGUUCUGACUAGGUGCGGGCACACGGGUCAAUGUCACAGGCAUUGCAACACGGCGUCUCCAAUGAACAUCCUUUUUGACACCUGCAGGCUUACUCGUUGCGACUAACGUGUCAAGGGUCGAUCCUAAAGGGUUAUCCAUAAGAUAGGGGUAAUCCUGCAGAUGUACUUUCCGCUGAAUCUGAGAUGUAUUACGCGUUUUCUAUUGAUGCCGAUGAUGAGUUCAUAAUCGCGCGAGCACAGUGUAAAUCCCUGUUAUCUGGUGUCUUCUUCAAUUCUAUCGUGUUUACUUUCUCAUUCGUUUUUUUCUUCCUCUUCGUUACCAGAAGCAUAGGAAGAUACCAGAGAACUCGACGGGAGAUCGGAAAAGUACAAUGUAAAGCAUAAAGCUAUAAAGUAACGUAUUUGUUAUAGAAAAGUGUCGAGGGGGCUAAGAGAAAGGAAAAAAUUUAAUAAACGAGAGACAGAGAUAGUCGAAAACGCUUGGGGGAUAAAACAACGGAUACACAAAAAUGGAGAACGAAGCCGUGCAAGUGGGAGCUGAUGAGAAAAUAAAAACACAAAGUGAUAUUAAUCCUAAUUGACGAUACGAGGUAGCUCGCGUGACGGAGACAAAAGAAACCAAAGAAGAGGAGAAAAAGUGGCAUAGUGACAGUACGAUGUAAGUCUACGUAGUGAUAUUGGACAAUCAGUGAAAAGACUGUAUCAUAUAAAUAUUUGAAGCAAUACCGUAGAUUUUAGGGCGAAUAUUACAUUAUAGCAAAUGCGCGCGCAGGCCUCUCAUUUCAUAGCAAAAAAAAAAAAGAAAGAAAGAAAAAGGUAAAUAACGUAACGUACCUUUUCUCAGGCACGUGGCCACACAGUACACAGCAGACUGCACGGAAGAAACGCGUACACGAACAUUUGUACCCAACACCAAAAAUUACCUCCGUAUCCAACAAUAAUUCUAGACAAGAAGAAAAAGAAAAAAAACCGAAAGAACUUUCUUAUCCGAAAAUCAUAUCUGAUUUUUGUUCUUGGCUAAAGUAAGCACUUUUGGUGGCGUACUGGGAAUUCAGUAAGAAUUACGGAACCAGCUGAACAUACUUGAAUUCCGUUGGAAACGGAUUUAACGUGGAUUUUCAUUCGUGCUUGUUCCCAAGCAAUAUGUCAUGGAGAUUGCAGCGAUGUGAGAUGGAGGUUUAUGUAAUAAUAAUUAAUGCGAUGAGUAGCGAAUGGUCAUUUUUAAUCUGUACAUAGUUAGGCUAAGUAUUUUCUAGUCGAAUUAUAUAGUCGAAUUAAAGAGACACCAGAAAGUCAUACUCUGCGUGCGACCACGAAGAGUCACCCGAUUACUUUCCGUUGGACGUUUCCUAAAAAAAAAAAAAAUUGGCGAAAAAUAAAAUGACAAGCUCACGUUCGUAUCCCCAGAAACGUUGAAAAUUGUCCAAAAAUUGGCCCUCUCUAUUAGUUAGCUAAGAAUCCUAGUGCAAUAUAGCCUCUGGUGCCGUUUCAUUUUAUCGUAAUGAUUAUAGGAAUUUCUUAAGGGACGGUACGAUAUAUUGUUGUCGCUCGUUAAUGCAUUGUUUGAUUUAUUUAUUUUUCAAAAGCUUUCUCUUGUACCUCGUUUGUAUUUAUAUGAGAAGAAGGAGCGAGCAGAGAAGAAAGAGAUGGCUAUUUGAUACUUAUGAUCUGACUGGUGGGAUGCCAUUAAUAACGCGACAAAAAAGUAUUCCAGUGCUAGACGAUUCAAGCGUACCGCCUGAAACUGGCUUAACCAUGGAGAUCGAAUGAACGGAGCUAACUUCAGCCGGUACGUUUGAGUUGCCUAUAGCCUUAUAUAUUAAAGACAGGGUAAACAGCAUUAAGUCGUGUCGCGAAUGCGCUUUUAUUAUGACAUUAGUGACCAGGUAGUCAUAUUAUCCAUCAUUGAAGAGCGAUGGAAUGAAUUAAUGAUUGAAAAAAAAAGUUGUACGAAUGAAAUGAAACGAAUAAACGAAAUCAAAUGUAAAGGCAUACAUACUAAACGAUGUGUGAAUAUUUGCGGCUCUAGUCACAUAGAAAAUAGAGUUGAGAAUGCCAUUAAUGGUAUCCCAUCGGAUAAAUUUUUCAUCCCCAAUAAUAAGGUCCAUCUAGUCUAUCUGACCACCAUAACCUCGAAUCCCCGUAGAACCAACGGAGAGAUUACUCUCAAGAAAUUUUCCUUCUUCCUCUCUCUCCUCUCCGCCCACCAACCCCUUUCCCACAUCUCCCCACUCUAGGCUAAUUAAUUACACCUAAUUUAAAUGUUUAUACGAAGUUUCGAACGAAGCCAAAAGAAAUUGUUGAGGUCGUCGCGCCUUUGGAUCUUACUCAUUGAAUUCCGUAUACCUGUGAACUCACCUUUAACAAACCUAUGUACUUUUUAGUAUAUCUCGAUAUGAUGACACGGAGCGAGACGAGUGUCGUAGAAAGGUUUGUCAUUUAUUUCACUCCUUUCACUUUAUUCCUUUCCUCGUGUACUCCUUCAGAAUUACUAUUGUCCCUCUUUAAUUUUCUUUUCUUUUUUCUUUUUUCUUGAAACUUAUUGCACUCCAUCCACGCACCCAGUUACACCCCUUCAUGCUUUACGCCCGAAAUUAUUUAUCGAGCUUUCUCUUUAUUCCUUGCCGACGAUCGAUUCAUCCUACUUACAAGCUCUUCACCCUCAUCGUCGACCCAACCACCCACCACCCACCACCCAUUCUCAGUCCCAUACCUUGCCCUUUGGUUUCCAUUUAUGUACAUACUUCUCUUUGUCUUUUAUACCUACCCACCUUAGCAUAUUCCAGCCCUCCUAUAAUUAUCAGACACGUUACCUCUACCAUAAAGCCUAUACAAUAUCAUGAAACGUAAUAUUUCUCCUCUGUUCUUUUCUUUUCCUUCUUAAUUCGUUUUAUUCUUCUUUUUCCAUUUAUUAUUCACAUCUAUUUCUUACUUACUUUUCUCAACGCUUUACUCUUCUCCACUCGCGUCACUGUCUCGUGCAUUCAAAAGAUAUCCGGGUAUCGUUCAAGGAGUAAGGCUUCAUGCGUGGUUAAACCAUUAUAACGAUAUAAUAAAGACGCAGAAGAAAGAAAAAAGACAUAUCAUAAAAGUAUUAAUUAAAUUUGCCUGACGAUGUAGAAAUUUAUAAUGUAAAAAGGGCGCGAUCGCGGCCAGCUUGCCGAGAGUGGACGAAACAGGAGAUAACAAUGAGGUUAGAAUAUUAUAAUAAGAAGACGUGUAGGUAAGAGGUACGAAUAGCGUGGCGACAUCUGUCGGUAAUUUUUGAUAAUAGGUUGCAGGGACUGCACAGUCUUCUACGUACUUUAACACGAUACGAAAAACUGACAGCUGUUCCAGCUUCUUCUAACCAAGACCGGUUAACUUUUGUAAAUACUCAAAUUGUAAAUCUAACCCCUCGAUUAAUCGCGGGAAACGUUCGCGCUGUCACUCACGAAAAUCCCUAAAGUGAUAAUGAUGUCUUUACAGCAAGGCUACACGUCAUCUUUAUACUUCGGGAUUCACGACCUUAUGAGUCUAUGAAGACGUUUUAUUUGUUUCUAGAAAUAAGGUAUGCAUAUAUCUAGAGAGAGAAAAUGAGAGAACGAAAGUGAAUGUAAAGAAAGAGAAAGAGAGAUUCCUGUUUUAUCAAAUGCUGGCCGCAUUGAAUUUUGUGUGUGUGUGCGUGUGCGUCUGUGAGAGAGAGACAGAGAGAGAGAGUGAGUGAGAGAAGUGGAAGAGAGAGAAGAGAUAAACGAGACAAACGAUGUGGUCAACAUGGCCGUCAGUUUCUUCUCGUUCAUUAUUCUGUACAUAUCAUGUGCCAUAACUCAUUUAACGUACUUCGUGUCCAACUUUGUUCCAAGUACCUACUCAACUAUAAAUACUAUAUAGUAUGAUAAAAUAAAUCUCGAUGUUAUUAAUAAACUGUGGUACCUCUCUUGGAUUAUUCUCUUGCAACAUGGGACAAUAA
Cephus cinctus (wheat stem sawfly) is the source of this 5797-nucleotide messenger RNA. It is a transcript of the gene acj6, whose product is annotated as inhibitory POU protein. Gene Ontology annotation, biological process: regulation of transcription by RNA polymerase II. The transcript has 4 exons. Gene Ontology annotation, molecular function: RNA polymerase II cis-regulatory region sequence-specific DNA binding; DNA-binding transcription factor activity, RNA polymerase II-specific. Bases 483 to 1658 code for a protein of 391 amino acids. NCBI's taxonomy places the organism in Eukaryota, Metazoa, Arthropoda, Insecta, Hymenoptera, Cephidae. The record is from RefSeq and is a predicted model, not a curated record.